GCCGAUGUUUUCUUUGUUACUGUCGUUAUUGCUAUAAUUGUUCUCGUUGCUGUUGCUGUUGCUGUUGCUAUUGGCAAUGUUUCUUGGCAAAUUGUUAGAAGUUCAUUGGGACGUUACAGUCCUGAUGCAAAGAAAAUAUGGCAUGACUUGGCCAAAGCCAUUUCCUACGACCCCACACGUCAACUUGCGGCCACCUGUCGGGAGAUAGCAUGUCCGGCGUCUCAAGCAGGUCAGGAAGUGUCGGCCGAGGGGAAGCACGGUUCGAGUACUUCUGGGGCUGCUGAACAGAGCCAAAGGGCGCCCAAUCCGGAAGGUUCACGAUGCAGUGGAUCAUCCGAUUCACUGUCUCGUGGCUAG
Molecule: messenger RNA, 357 nt
Organism: Protopolystoma xenopodis
Lineage: Eukaryota; Metazoa; Platyhelminthes; Monogenea; Polystomatidea; Polystomatidae
Source: the annotation of a GenBank genome assembly